This is a messenger RNA of Entamoeba invadens IP1, 1134 nucleotides long. RefSeq lists its product as hypothetical. The coding region runs from base 1 to 1134 and encodes 377 amino acids. Lineage: Eukaryota; Evosea; Mastigamoebida; Endamoebidae. The record is from RefSeq and is a predicted model, not a curated record. The transcript has 4 exons.
AUGAGUUGUUUUGAUUUAAUUCCAAAUUGUCAACUGUGUGAAUAUAACAAUGAAAAUAAAUUGUGUACAAAAUGUUAUGCGCCUUAUAUUAUUGAUAAUGAUAAAUUUAUGUGUGUUCUUGCAUAUUCAAACACAACACAUUUUAACUCAGAAACAUUAAAAAGUGAUGUUAAUAAUGUUGUCGAUGGAAAAUGCAUUUUUAAACAAGAUGAAAGUUGCUUUGAUUAUUCAUUGAAAACUUGCGACAACUGUUCUAAAAAUGUCAUCACAACAAACGUCAAUUGUUCAAUUGAAAGUAUUUGCAAAUACCAACUCACUCAAAAUGACAAGACUUCUUGUUUAAUCUUUAAAAAUGACACACAAGAAGGCAUUAAAGUCAAUAACUGCAAAUACACUCAAAACGAGUUUUGUUAUUUGGUAAAUGAUGGGUUUUACACGACACUUAAUAUCAAUGGGGAAACUAUAAGUUGUGAUAAUGCAAAGAUUUGCCAAGUAAUUGAUGGUGAUAAAAUCGAUAUAUCAUGUAAAAGUGAAUUUGUAUUAAAAUUAAACAUGUUGUGUUCACAAGACACAAACUGUGUUAAUAAUAGUGGAACUGUGUGUACAACAUGUCAACAAAACCAUCACAUUGCAAAAGGUGGAUGUGUUUCCAAUGACAACGAGUAUGGGAAAUGCGUUUCAACCGAUUCAAUCAACUGUAAAGAGUUCGUUAGUGGUGUUUGUACUCAAUGUGAUGACGAUCAUUACAAAGAUACGACUGGGUGUUUGCCAAAACAAGAGAAAUACCCAGACUGUGAAUAUGUGAGUGUUGUAAUGUCGUCGUGUUUGGAGUGUAACAAAUCAUAUCUUCUUGUUGACAAUUCAUUGAAAAAAACAACAGACAACUGCAUGUUGAGAAGUUCAAAAUGGUGUUUGAGGUGCAGUGAUGGGGAUUACAUAAUGAACUCAUUUUGUGUGAGAUGUGAGUACUCAUGCACACAAUGCUCGAAUUUGACGUAUUGCACAAAGUGUGAUGCGUACUCGUACACCAAAAAUGGCAAGUGUUUUGAAAUCAAUAAAAUACUAAGUACCUGUGAUGUAAUGAUGUCGACAUAUGAAGGGUGUAUUUUGUGCAAAGAUGGGUACAUGCGAUAA